ACUUUGUUUUUGUGGCUGCUACAAACUACCAUAUGUUAAAUUGGCUGAGACUUUAUGAGAUAUUCAUUGAAAAACUAGAGCACAAUGUGCUGCAGGAUGUACCGCAAAAACAAAGCUUUGCAGUUCAAUAAACCUUUUCCAUGUUUUCCUGAUAGAACCAAUUAGGAAAUGACAUUUAUAACUUCAGAACAAAAAUUGUGUUACAUAGUGUUAUCAAAUAUGCCCCAUGUCUUAUGUCUUCUUUUCCUUGUCUAAUUUUCAGAUGGGGGUGGAGAUUAUGGAAGAAGUACUGAGAAACAAACUUUGGAAACUUACAAAUGUCAUCAUAUUAAGUGUCCAUACGUUUUUGGAACAAGGCAGAGCAAUUGCUCACUUGGAAGCAGAAAACAAAAAUCUCUGUCCCCUUGGAAGCUUAAUUAUUUUUGUGCCAACUGUAUAAAGUACAUUUCUAUUAUGGUUGUGAAACAGUGUCAUUGCUCUGGGGAAAAACAUUUGUAAAACAGAGAGGGAGAAUCACAAAUAUAUUUGCAUUUUAGUUGUCUCAGCAUGUGAGACACGUACAUCAGAUACUUUCCAUUCACAUAUUUAUUAUUGUUUUCCAAGAAGGAAAAAAAUGAUGAAAGGGAAGUAUCGAUGUAUGUGUCAUGUUCUGAUUGGUCUGUACUUGUUUAAAAUCAGCUCCUAUGCUUGAUGAGGCCCAGAAGCAACAUCUUCCUGACCAACAUGGGAUAUACUCUGCUCCUCAUCCAUGUUUUCCUUGCUAUGACUGCUUUUAGUCUAGUGGUUGAAAAAAGGCAAACUGAGGAACAUGAAGAGGACAGUGAUGACUUCCCUCCGCUAUGGAAGUCUGCACCUGGGAAUUUAGAAGAAUACUUCAUACAGGACAACAGCCUUGCUGUCAAUGCCUGGAAUUACAGAGAAAGAUUAGGAUUAUAUAAAAUUUUGCUGUCCUCCUCAGCUAAAUACUUUGUAAGUCUGGGACCAAACAACGUUGGCAAUAUCCUAUGGGGACUGCCCUUGCAGCAUGGUUGGCAAUAUAGAACAGGCAGACUAGCAGAUCCUUCGAAUGCCACAACAUGUGGUCAUGUGGAUGGAGAUGAGUUGUGCAUAUCCAUAAACAGCUGGUGGGCUUGUAUGAAUUACUACUUAUCUGUAAUUCCAUUUCUGGGGGCUGUGGAGAGUGGCUUCUUUGGAGAGCUGCCAUAUGAGAUAAAAAUGCUACCACCAGAGGAGAAGAAAGCUGACUUCUGUCACUCUGUCACUGAAUGCAAUACUCAAGUACCAGCAGUCAUGGCUGGCUGGAGGAAUUUCUUCCAGUAUCUUUUAUCCACUGCACCGAACAUGGAAAUAGCUGCAAGUAAUGCCUUCUCACAAGAUGAAGCACUAAAAUAUAUGUGGAAAGCUCAUGUCCUCUCCAUUGCUUUUGCACAGCUAAAGUUUCAAAAACGAUUACCUUUUCUCAGUGAUCCUGAAAUGAGCUUUGGUGAGGACUGGGCAUCUGCAGUUGAAUUCAUUGCUGCCACACAUUUUCCUACAGACCAGAACACGACAAACCACUUCCAGACUGGACUACCAUCUCGAAUGCUUUGGGAAGGAGACAGAGCACCUCUUAUUGCAGACUUCACACCUGUACAGAACAAAGUCUUGGUUUCUCUUGAAAAUAUUCGGAGAUCCAAUACAGGAAUGGGAGGACUUUUGUUAUCACUAUGGAAAAUUGCCAUGUCAACAGAAGAAGGAAGAAAACUUGGCCGCAGCUUCAUUGAAAGUAUGGUUUAGCACACACAUGGGAAGAUCAAGACAGUGGCCCUGCAAAAUCAUUUCUGAGGCUGUCAAGACUGCCUGGUUUACUUCCUGGUUAAAUAACGGAAUUCUGUCAGUCAACUCAGGUUGUAUCUACACUGUCAUAUAAUCCAGUUUCUGAAUCCAGUUUAUCUGCUUUGAACUGAAUUAUAUGAGUCUACACGGCCUAUAAUCCAGUUCAAAGAUGAUAAUCUGCAUUCAGAAAUUGGAUUAUAUGGUAGUGUAGAUGGGGCUUGAUGGAAGGAGAGACAAAAUUACUUUAUAACCCAAGGCCAUAGGAUAGUGCUUUAUUUUACUAGGGCUGUGUCUACACUGUAGAGUUAAUGCAACUUGGCAUCACUUUAACUGUCAUGACUAAGUAUUAUGGAAUCAUGGGAGUUCUGGUUUUACAAGGUCUUUAGCUUUCUCUGUCAAAGAAUUCUGGUACCUCAGUAAACUACAAUUCCCAUGAUUUUACAGCAUUGAGUCAUGGCCAUUACAACGGUGUCAAACUGCAUUAAUUCUGAAGGGUGCACCCUAAGAAGUAAAUCAAAUGAUGUCUGAUUUACUGUAUCUUUAAGGAUUCAAAUACUCAAUGAGACUUACGUUUUGAAUAAACAUGAAUAUGGUUACAUAUAAAGCACUGUUUGGCUUUGUAAAAUAAGAUAAAAUGAAUAAAGAAGAAUGAAAUAAAACUA
Messenger RNA from Anolis carolinensis (green anole), 2477 nucleotides. It is a transcript of the gene c1h6orf58, whose product is annotated as chromosome 1 C6orf58 homolog. The transcript is spliced from 6 exons. The coding region runs from base 691 to 1776 and encodes 361 amino acids. Lineage: Eukaryota; Metazoa; Chordata; Lepidosauria; Squamata; Anolidae. The record is from RefSeq and is a predicted model, not a curated record.